CCCCCAAUCAGAAGCGCGUCCACUCUCCACCUACUCACGCGACUCUCGCUGGCCCCAUCCACCUCCAGAGAGCUUGCCACGCGCCCCCAUACCGUCAACGCGUCCGUCAGUGUCUGGGCCAGCGCCUGCCAUCGCCCGCCAUGACGACCUUUUCGAGCAUGUCGCUGUACGCCUUGACGGUGAAGCAGCCGUCGGCGACGCAGGACGCCAUCUCGGGCGACUUCCUCGGGAACGGCAAGCAGCAGAUCCUCACGGCGAACGGCUCCCGGCUGGCCAUCCUUGAGGUGUCUCGGCGGCAGAAGGGCUUCCAGGAGCUCUAUUCCCAGGAUGUGUUUGGCAUCGUCCGUCGCAUAGCCAAGUUCAGGGUCGCGGGCGGCACCAAAGACCACAUUGUCAUAACCACCGACUCCGGACGGCUAGUCACCUACGAAUACAUCCCCGACGAGCACACAUUCAAGACGGUGCAUUUCGAGACGUUUGGCAAGUCUGGUGUCCGACGCGUUGUGCCAGGCGAGUACCUGGCUGCCGAUCCAAAAGGGCGCGCCAUCAUGGUCGCAUCGACCGAGAAGAACAAGCUCGUCUACAUCCUCACCCGUAGCGGACAGACCGACAUCGCCAUUUCUUCGCCGCUAGAAGCACAUAAGCCGCAGACGCUCAUGUACUGCCUGAUUGGGCUUGACGUUGGCUACGACAAUCCCAUGUUCGCGGCUCUCGAGCUAGACUACUCGAAUUCAGAAACGGAUUCUAGUGGAGAAGCGUAUGCAGAGCUCAAGAAGGAGCUAGUCUACUACGAGCUGGAUCUUGGUCUGAAUCACAUCGUGCGAAAAUGGUCUGAACCGGUCGACCGAACGGCGAACAUGUUGUUCCGUGUGCCCGGAGGUCCUAAUGCGCCGAGCGGAGUUCUUUGCUGCGGAGAGGACUCCAUCACAUAUCGGCGCAUUUUCAACAACAAAUCGAGCGUACACAGACUUGCGAUACCGCGUCGCGAAGGAGCCACAGAAGACCCCAACCGCAAGCGUACCAUCGUUGCUGGCACUCUCUACUCUCUCAAAGGCGGCGAGUUUUUCUACCUCCUACAAACAGAGGACGGAGAUGUCUUCAAGCUCACGGUCGAGUCCCCUAGCGGCACCGUCGAGAAAAUCAAGAUCAAAUACUUCGACACAAUACCUGUUUCGACAAGUAUAUGUAUCUUGAGGGCAGGAUUUGUGUUCGCUGCCUGCGAGUCUGGGGACCGGAUACUCUAUGAGCUGGAGUCACUGGGUGAAGAGACUGAGGACCCGAUCUUUGAAAGUGGCCAAUUUCCCGUAGACCCUGAGGCAUCAUUCGCACCACCUUUCUUCCGUCCAAGGGCUUUGACUAAUUUGACAGCGGUCGAGACGAUUCCCAGUCUAAAUCCGAUCAUGGACAUGGAAGUCGCGAACCCUGCCUUGGAGGACGCACCACAGAUUUACACAGUCAACGGCACUGGCGGACGAAGCACCUUUCGCACCACAAGAAAUGCUCUGGAAGUGCUUGAUCUCAUCGAGUCACCACUACCACAGAACGCCUCCGAUGUUUGGACAACUAAGCUCACAAUAGAAGACGAGACUGACACACUGAUUGUGCUCUGUUUGCACAGCAGGACACUCGUGCUGAAGAUCGGUGAUGAUGUGGAAGAAGCCUCCAACACAGGGUUCCUAGCAGACACCAACACGCUAGGAGUUCAACAGUUCGGCGAAGAUUGCAUAAUUCAGAUCCAUCCGAAGGGUAUCCGCCAUAUCCAAGGCAUCCAGUUUCCCGACGAUGAUGCCAAUGCGACCCACGCCAACCUGACUGAUUGGCAACCGCCGGCGCAUCGGACCAUCGUAGCCUGCGCGACAAACAACCGACAAGUGGCGAUCGCGCUGAGUUCAGGUCAGAUCCUCUACUUUGAGUGCGAUUCGGAUGGAUCCCUUGCCAUGGCUGAGGAAGAGAUUGCCUUGGAUAGUACGAUCAACUGCCUGGCAAUGCCAGAUGUGCCCGAGGGUAGCGUGAGAGCUUUCUUCUUGGCUGUUGGUUGUAGCGACCAGACAGUCAGAAUAUUCAACUUGAGUCCAGAUAUGGAGGGCAACAUUUUGAGGAGUAUCUCCGUUCAGGCGCUCACAUCACCACCCAGCGGUCUCACUAUCAAUGUCAUGACCGACAAAUCGCCGCGUGGAUACAGUCAAUUCCUUCACAUCGGUCUGCGAAGUGGAGUAUACAUUCGUUCGGUACUUGACGAGAUGACCGGUGACAUCGGAGACACCCGGCGACGUUUCUUGGGUCCCGAACCUAUCAAGUUUGCCAAAGUGACUGUUGCCAACGAACCAGCUAUUCUCGCAAUGACUUCAAGGCCAUGGCUAGGUUACACUCACCCGCGCACUGGUGUGCUCCAGUUGACGCCGCUUAACUACAUACCGUUCAAGUCAGCUUGGAACUUUGAGGGCUCGCAGUUUAAGGGUAUCAUCUGUGUGAGCGCGAAUGAGUUACGAAUCUUCACCUUCAACGACUUGACGGACAACACAACAUACGAGACGAUACCACUGAAAUACACACCGCGAAAGAUGGUUGGUCACCAUGAUCAGGGAGUAUUUUACGUCAUUCAAAGCGAGAACAACACUUUAAGUUCUGAAUCGAGGAGCAGCUUGAUCAAGCAAGCAGCAACCAAGAAAGAGAAUGGAGCCCAGUCAGAAGCUGAGGGCGGUAUGGAAGUCGAUCAGACAAAUGGUGAGACUGAGAGCGAGGAGUUGCCAGCUGUCGAAUUCGGCUACCCACGAGCCCAGGGUAAUUGGGCGUCCUGCAUCCAGGUUGUUGACCCACUGAAUGAAAAGGCUGUCACACAUACUGUGGAGCUCAAGACCAACCAGUCUCUGGUCAGUGCAGCACUUGUCUACUUUGAAAGCAGAGGUGAAGACGUCUUCUUAGCCGUUGGCACUGCGAAGGAUCUGAGCUUCAACCCAUACAAGUGCUCAGGUGCCUCGAUCCAGAUUUACAAGAUUUCUCCAAAUGGGCGCGAGCUUGAACUCUUCCACGAGACUGACGUUAGCGACCCUCCCUUAGCUCUGCUCGGCUUCAAGGGCAAACUCAUCGCCGGUGUCGGUCCAAAUUUGUGCCUCUACGACUGCGGUUCGCGAUCCGUUUUGCGCAAAGCACAGGCUUCAAACUGCGUGCCUACUCGCAUCACGGACAUCAAGACGCAAGGUAGCCGUCUUGUCGUUUCUGAUCAAGCACAAUCUGUAACCUACGUUGUCCACAAGGAUCAAGUCCACCCAAAUCGACUCAUUCCAUUCGUCGACGACACAGUCGCUCGACACACGACCUGUUCGGAGAUGUUGGACUAUGAUACGACAGUUGGUGGCGACAAGUUCGGUAACCUGUGGCUUGUGCGAUGCCCACAGAAGGUUUCCGAGGCCUCUGACGAAUCACCCGACGGCUCAGACCUACUUGUCGACAAGAGCUAUCUCGGCGGCACAGCAAACCGAGUAGACCUCGUCGCGCACUACUUCGCCAACGACAUUCCCAUCAAAAUCCAGAAGACGGUUCUUCUGUCUGGUGGUGAGCGCGUCAUCUUCUGGGCUGGGCUUCAGGGCACACUCGGUGCGCUCAUUCCCUUCACAUCACGCCGACAGCACAAGAUGUUCCAGCAAUUGGAGCUGCAGCUUCGGUCAGACGAUAAACCGCUUUCUGGACGCGACCACCUCGCUUACCGCAGCUAUUUCACUCCAGUCAAGAGCUUCAUUGACGGCGAUCUGGUCGAGCGCUUCUUAGUCCUGUCCCGGGACAAGCGAGAGAGUAUCGCAGCGCAGUUGACAGGUGCGGAGUGGACACCUGGCAUGAUUGACGAGGCUAUCUGGAACAUGAGGGGUCUCUACGCUUUCUAGAUGACGUGGGGAUAGCCCCUUACCCCUCAUUACUCUGUUGGACUACUUUUGGUAACAUUGCCACUGCCGAAUGAGAAGGCAUAUCCGUUUCCCAUGCGCCGAGUUGGAUGAGGAAAGAGCAUGGGAGUAGCAGCCUGAAGCGGUGCAAAUACAGUGAUUGGAGAGGGAAACGCUGCAAUUUGCUUGGAAGAGGGAAGGCAUCCGGUGGGAAGGUCAGCAGGCAUAAGCAUUCAUGUACGACUAAGACUUUCAUCACAUCGCUGGCGCAAUAUUGCGAGGUCAAUAGUAAUUCGUAUCUCAGGCAUUACUGUCUGCCAUCAAUAGAACCAGUUUGAUACCCA
Messenger RNA from Dothidotthia symphoricarpi CBS 119687, 4219 nucleotides. RefSeq lists its product as uncharacterized. The coding region runs from base 141 to 3878 and encodes 1245 amino acids. Gene Ontology annotation, biological process: mRNA splicing, via spliceosome. The record is from RefSeq and is a predicted model, not a curated record. Gene Ontology annotation, cellular component: nucleus; U2 snRNP. The transcript is spliced from 3 exons. Gene Ontology annotation, molecular function: protein binding; U2 snRNA binding. Lineage: Eukaryota; Fungi; Ascomycota; Dothideomycetes; Pleosporales; Dothidotthiaceae.